CUUCUCUGCUUUUGGUCCUUUCAAAGGAACAAUAUGAGGCUCAAAAUAUCUCAGCUCUUCUUCUUCUUCUUCUGCAUUGUUCUCCUUUUACAUCCGUCUUUAGCUCAAACAACUAAUGAACAUGAACAAGAAGAUGUUAAAAGAUCUCAAUUCCCAGAUGGCUUCCUAUUUGGAACAAGCACUUCAUCAUAUCAGAUUGAAGGAGCUUACCUUGAAGAUGGCAAGGGUCUCAACAACUGGGAUGUCUUUACUCAUAUUCCAGGCAACAUAAAGAAUAAUGAUAAUGGAGACAUAGCAGACAAUCAUUACCAUCAGUUCCUGGAAGAUAUUGAAUUGAUGCAGUCUCUUGGGGUAAAUGCAUACAGGUUCUCAAUCUCAUGGAGCAGAAUUUUGCCAAGGGGAAGAUUUGGUGAAGUGAACACAAGAGGAAUCAGUUUCUAUAAUAAUCUUAUAGACAAUCUCUUACUUAAGGGAAUUGAGCCAUUCGUGACAAUACACCAUCAUGAUAUCCCACAAGAGUUGGAGGACAGAUAUGGCUCAUGGCUUAGUCCUCUUAUGCAGGAAGAUUUUCUCUACUUUGCAGAAAUUUGUUUCAAGAGCUUUGGACAUAAAAUUAAGUACUGGACAACCUUGAACGAGCCCAACUUAUUUGCAGACAUGGCCUAUAUGAGGGGAUGGUACCCUCCAGGACACUGUUCACCACCUUUCGGCAACUGUUCCUUUGGUAAUUCUGAUGUAGAACCUCCCACUGCUAUGCAUAAUAUGUUGUUGGCGCAUGCUAAGGCGGUUAAGCUAUACCGCCAAAUGUUUCAGCCAAAGCAGGGUGGUUCCAUCGGUAUCAUUGCAAAUACAAUGAUGUAUGAACCGCAUGGGGACAACGAAGACGAUCAGAAAGCAGUAAGCAGAGCCCUGGCAUUUCAGCUGGCCUGGGUUUUCGAUCCCAUUGUAUAUGGCGAUUAUCCUCCUGAAAUGCGUCAUUAUCUUGGAAGUGUAUUGCCAAGGUUUUCACAGGAAGAAAUCAGCAUUUUAAAAGGAAGUAUAGAUUUCAUUGCCAUUAACCAUUAUUCAACAUUAUAUGCCAAGGAUUGCAUCCAUUCUGCUUGUAUCCCAGGCUGGGAUCGCCCUAUCCGGGGCUUUGUAUACACCACAGGAGAGAGAGAUGGUGUUCUGAUCGGAGACCGGACUGCAAAUCCAAGGUUCUUUGUAGUUCCAAGAGGAAUGGAGAAGAUUAUUAACUAUGUUAAGGAAAGAUACAAUAAUAUGCCAAUGAUUGUGACAGAAAAUGGAUUUGCUCCUCCUCCACAACAAAAGCAACAACAUCAGCAAGACUUGUUGCAGGAUGCUGAAAGAAUCAACUUUCAUAAAUCCUACCUUGCAGCUCUGGCUAGAGCUAUAAGAAAUGGAGCUGAUGUUCGUGGGUAUUUCGUGUGGAGCAUGAUCGACAACUUCGAAUGGAUCGAUGGUUACAGUGUGCGGUAUGGACUUUACUAUGUUGAUCGCCAAACUCUUAAGCGCAUGCCAAAGCUUUCUGCUAAGUGGUAUAAAAAUAUCCUCACAGUUGAUGCUACUAGCAAUAGCAAUAGCAGCAAUAUUUUCAAAAGGAAAAAUACCAUGAGCACUGUAUCGCAAGCCUCAAAAGCAGAAAUAUGAUAGUUAUGCAUUUAUACGAGAUUUAAAUUUAUUUAUUCGAGAUUUUAGCCAUUAACCAAUUUA
Hevea brasiliensis (rubber tree) is the source of this 1713-nucleotide messenger RNA. Its product is annotated as beta-glucosidase 18. NCBI's taxonomy places the organism in Eukaryota, Viridiplantae, Streptophyta, Magnoliopsida, Malpighiales, Euphorbiaceae. The transcript has 12 exons. The coding region runs from base 34 to 1650 and encodes 538 amino acids. Gene Ontology annotation, biological process: carbohydrate metabolic process. Gene Ontology annotation, molecular function: beta-glucosidase activity. The record is from RefSeq and is a predicted model, not a curated record.